Messenger RNA from Oldenlandia corymbosa var. corymbosa, 1251 nucleotides. NCBI's taxonomy places the organism in Eukaryota, Viridiplantae, Streptophyta, Magnoliopsida, Gentianales, Rubiaceae. The record is from the annotation of a GenBank genome assembly.
AUGCAGAUAAUGGAGAAAGAUGGAGUGGUUAAAGCCCAAUUUGAGGAAAAUGAACUGAAGAAAUUAACGGGGGAAGUUUCACACGUGGCCCUUGAUAUUGGAGGUUCCCUCAUCAAGAUGGUUUUUUUUUGCCGAGACAAUAACUGCUCAGGUCAUGAACAUGGGAAUAAAUCUUCCAAGGAUACUAAUGGACUUACCAAUGGAUAUUCAGAAUAUCCCGUCCUUAAAGGGAAACUUCAUUUUUUGAAGUUUGAAACAAAAAGAAUUAACGAAUGUGUAGAAUUCAUGUCUUCCAAACAAUUUCAAAGUAAUGGUGGGUGUUUCUGCAAGGCUCCUGCGUGUGACAAGAACAUCAUAAAGGCCACAGGAGGAGGUGCUUUUAGAUUUGCUGAUUUGUUCAAAGAAAAGCUUGGAAUUACUUUGGACAAGGUGGACGAAAUGGAUAGUCUUGUUGCUGGAGUGAAUUUUCUUCUUAAGGGAGUCACCGGUGAAGCUUUUACGUACAUGGACGGCAAGAACGAAUAUGUGCAGAUUGACCAGAAUGAUUUGUAUCCUUAUCUUCUUGUUAAUAUUGGAUCUGGGGUUAGCAUGAUCAAGGUUGAUGGAGACGACAAAUUUGAACGAGUUAGUGGAACUAGUGUCGGAGGUGGCACCUUCUGGGGGCUGGGAAAACUUUUGACAAAAUGCAAGAGUUUUGAUGAACUGCUGGAGCUAAGCCAUUCUGGAAACAACAGAGUGAUAGAUAUGCUUGUUGGAGAUAUCUAUGGUGGAACGGACUAUUCUAAGAUAGGACUUACUUCCACCGCUAUAGCUUCUAGCUUUGGAAAGGCUGUCUCUGGAAAUAAAGAGCUUGAGGACUACCGACCUGAAGAUGUCGCACGGUCUCUCUUGAGAAUGAUUUCAAACAAUAUUGCACAAAUUGCUUACUUGAAUGCUCUUCGUUUUGGAUUAAAAAGAAUAAUUUUUGGUGGAUUUUUCAUCCGUGGUCAUGCAUAUACAAUGGACACGAUUUCUGUUGGAGUAGAUUUCUGGUCCAAAGGUGAGGCAAAGGCAUUGUUUUUGCGGCAUGAGGGUUAUCUUGGAGCUUUGGGAGCUUUUAUGAGUUAUAAAAAGGAUGGUCUUACAGACUUGAUUACCCAUCAUUCUGCUUCGGAACCUCCUAAAAACCUUUCUAACUGUUCGACAGUUCAGGAUUUAAAUGAAAAUGGAAGUAUAGAGUGCACAUUUCAACUUAGCAAUUGGCCUGUAUGA